This is a messenger RNA of Adineta steineri, 2019 nucleotides long. Lineage: Eukaryota; Metazoa; Rotifera; Eurotatoria; Adinetida; Adinetidae. The record is from the annotation of a GenBank genome assembly.
AUGGAUCAAUGUAAAACACUUUAUUAUGAUUAUUGUAAAACUUAUGAUGUUGAACCAAAUGAAACAAUUUUAGGCGAAAUUCAAAAAGUUUCUAAUGGUGAUAAUAAUCCAACAAAAAGUUUCAAUUUAUCUUCAUUAAGUAUUCCCGAAGCACAAUUUGUAGUCUUAGGAAAAUUAUUUACACAUGAUUGUUUAUUUACAAGUAUUCAUCUUAAUGAUUGUAAUUUAACAAGUGAAGCUUUACAAGCUUUUCUUCAUGGAUUAGUAAAGAAUACAACUUGUAGAACAUUAGAAUUAAAAGGAAAUAGUAUUCAUGGAGCUGGUACUGAAGCAUUGGCACAAGUAUUACGAAGAAAUCAAACAUUACAAAAUUUACGACUUGAAUGGAAUCAAAUCGGUGCGAUGGAUACGUCAGCUUUUACUAGUUUUUGUGAUGCACUUGGAGUUAAUAAAGCUUUGAUUGAACUCGAUUUACGCAAUAAUGAUAUUAGUCAUGUUGGUGCUACAGAAUUAGCGGCAACAUUAAAACGAAAUGUAACACUACGUAUCUUAGAUCUUCGUUGGAAUAAUAUUGGAGCAGUUGGUAGUCGCGCUUUAUUAGCUUCCUGUCAAUCAAAUUCAACACUUAAUGAAUUGCAUUUAGCUGGUAAUAAUAUACCUGAUGAUGUUAUACAAAAUAUAAAUAAUGCUCUAGCAAAAAAUACCGAAAAACGUCAAGUACAUUUUGGACAUUCAAAAAAUAUGGCGGUACUUGCAAGACAAUUACAAGAUGCACACACGGAAAAAGAUCGACAGAUGACAAGUGUACUUACACGUGUGUCUUUACAAGAACAAGCAAUGCUUAAAGCAAAUAAAUCAUUAGCUACGAAAAUUAAAAAAAUGCAAGAAGCAUUGGAUGAUCGUAAAUUAGCAUUCAAUGCUUUAUCAGCAAAAAAUGCAUUACUUGAAGCAGAUCUAACUGUAGCAACACAACAACAUAAUGAUGCACAAAAUGAAGUUAAAAAAUUACAGAUUGAAAAAGAUCACCUAAAAAAACUAAUUCAUAAAGAAUAUAAAAAAGAAAAAGAUGAAUUAGUCCAUACUCAAGCAAAACUUGAACGAGAUUUACUUGAAAGCUUAGAAACACAACGACGUUUAUCUGAAAAGAUCCAUGAUUUUGAACGAAAAACUGAAAAUCUUCAGACAACUAUACAUGAACUUCGAGAAACGUUAACAAAAACUGAUCGUGAUCAUCAUGUAAAACUUUCAGCAUUGGAUACUGAAAAUCAAGGUUUGAAAUCUAAACAUAAAGAAGAUUUAAAAGAUUGUGAAUUAACCAAUUCACGAGAUAAUCAACGUUUAAAAGAAUCUUAUGAAACUACACAACAAAAUUUAAAAGAACAAAUAACAAAACUUGAAAAUAUUCGAACAACACUUGAACGAGAAAUAAAUUCUUUAAAAUCGAAUAUUUCAACACAAAAAUUAAAUCAUGAUGAAAAUUUACAACAAGAAAAAAUUCGAAUAAAAAAUGAAGAUGAAAAAAUACAACAUGAACUUGAAGAUCGUUUACGUUCAUUAACAACAACAAAAGAAGAUCUUGAAUCUCGUUAUAACCAACAAUUAAUAUCGAAUCGAGAGUUUCAACAAAAAAUCAAUUUUCAAUCUGUCGAAAUUGAAACAUUAAAACGACAAAUUGAAUCCGUUCAAACAUCAAAUCUUAGUAAAGAUACAGAAUUUCUUGAAAAUCGUGAAAAAAUCAAAACUGAAUAUGAGAAAAAAUUACGUUUAAUUCAAAAAGAUAUUGAUAUGAAUGAAGAAUUAAAAGAUCGUAAUAGACAAUUGGGAAGUGAAAUUAAAGAUCAACGUUAUAAUGAUCGAAAUACAAUACGUGAACUUGAAACACGUCUAGCUGAUUUACAAACAAAAUUUAAUCAACGUGAACAAGAAAUUAGUCAAUUAAAACAUAAUGAAGAAAAGCGCUUACAAUUUUUACGUACAGCUAUGUUAGAUUAUAUUGGUCGAGAUACAAAAUUAAAAUAG